Caenorhabditis briggsae is the source of this 2379-nucleotide messenger RNA. Bases 1 to 2379 code for a protein of 792 amino acids. The record is from RefSeq and is a predicted model, not a curated record. Gene Ontology annotation, biological process: regulation of gene expression. Gene Ontology annotation, cellular component: MLL3/4 complex. The transcript has 8 exons. Gene Ontology annotation, molecular function: chromatin DNA binding; histone H3K27me2/H3K27me3 demethylase activity; RNA polymerase II cis-regulatory region sequence-specific DNA binding. Lineage: Eukaryota; Metazoa; Nematoda; Chromadorea; Rhabditida; Rhabditidae.
AUGAGAAGAUCAAGUGCCCAACUGUCUACUGCGAGGCACAAGACUCACUCGCCUCCCCGUAGAAUUACAAGGAGCAGGAGCCGUACACCAUGGAGCCGAAUCCGCACUUCCGAUUCUCAACGAAGUGACCAACGUGGCUCUUCCACGCGUGAUAAUAGAAGAUCUGAACAAAGUCAGUCAGCGAGACAGUCACGUCCGACAACACGCUCCACCUACAACUCUCAAACUCAAAGAUCUAUGACAAAUAUUCGUCGUUCUAGAAGCAGAAACGUGAGAUUCGCAAGCCCGCCACGUCAAGGAAGGAUUGACACCGGCACGUCCAGAAUCCAAUUUACUUCCAACCGAAAUCGGAGAAGUCAGUCCGCAUCGAGACCAUUGAGUCAGCCGAGAGGAAAUACACUCGACCUUAGUAAUCGAUACAAACAGUCUAGUCGUUGGCUGGCCUUAGCGUGUCUGCACACAGCGUACAUUGUUGAUCGGGAUACUGAUUUUGAGUAUCCAGAUUUUGACACUUCUGGAUAUACGCCCAAGGUUCUUGCGACAAUCAAGGAGUUGACAAAGCCAGUGAAGGUCUGGAACGUCAACACUAUGACCAUCCCCCGCAAGACUCUCAUGCCUUUGCAUGAAAACUAUCGUGGACUCGACCACAAAAUUGAUCAAAUGGUGAUUCCUGAUUUAGAUCCGAAUGGAAAAGAACAAGCUCUGUGUGCUGAUCCAACCCCAACUAUUCCGAAUUUCACAGGUGAAUUGUUUCUGGACAUUCAAACCACUUCCGCGAAGAGCAUUAUUGAAAAAGCACACAAAAGAAUCAAUGGUAUAAACACUGUCUAUGAUGUUCUAGAUAUAUCUUCUCGAAAAUAUUUGAUCAGUGGAGAUGAUGAUUCAGUUUUGAAACGUGAACUAGAGUUCUUUGCUGAUCAUAAUUCGAAACAAGCGGAAGACACUCGGGAGAAAGCCCCAAAAAAAGGAUAUUUGCCAGUUAGGAUUUACAAAAUGUCUGAGAACGAGGAAGAGCCAUUCGACAACUUGCAAAAGGUAGUCAAGACAAGCAGCAUCCUCAUAAUUGAAGAUCUUUGCGAUGUGAUUGGACUCAAAAGAAAGGCGUUCACUCUUAGAGAACUGUUAAAAGCAAUGCCUGAAUACAAAGUCAACGUGUCGAGGCAGAUUCCAGAACCUCCUGAGGUUAAUAUGCUGACAGUUUACGAUAAGAAACUGGAAGAAAAGUCACAGGGAUGGAGAGCCAACGCCAUUCAACACGAUGUUAGUCUGGAAAGUUUUGUCGAUUAUUACGAGACAUCGACAGCUUUGUCAAUCAGAGCGCUUCAAAACGUCAAAGCUUGUCCAGACAAUGCAGAAUCCAUAAUUGACACAUUGCAAAAAGAGUUGAAAAAUGCGUCAUUGCCGUUGCCACGUAAAUACCAUAUUCACCCAGAUGCCACAGUCAUUGCAUUCGGAACGAAUAUUGAUAUCAACCCAGAGAAUAAAUAUCACAAAUUAAAACGACAAUUGCAGAAUGUCGAAAAGUUGCCCAAGUUUCUCCGUCCCACAAAAGAUGGCGACCUAAUGGAUCAUGUGCCAGAAAUCCUUGCCGGAAUCAACACACUUCAAGUGUACGCCAAAGUUCCAGGUGUAAAAACAUACCCGCACAUUGAGAACGGAAGCUUGGAAUCCGUAAAUGUUAAUUUGGGACCAGGCAACAGUGUAUGGUACAGUGUGCCGCUGGAGUAUAGUGCCAAACUACAAGAAUUGGCAAGCGAGAAAAUGAGUUCAAGAGAAAAGGAAGAAUUUUUUAAACAAGGAUAUUGGCCUAAUGAAGAGGAAUGUAUAUCGAGAGGAAUUCCAAUACAAAAAUUCAUCCAAAGGCCAUUCGAUACAGUGUAUGUUGGUGUUGGAACAUACCACUGGGUAGUGGCUACUGGCUUCACAAUUCAAAUUGCCUGGAACGUGGCUUCGAAAUGUUUCCGGCAACUGGCGAUGGUCGCUAUCACUCAUGAUCACUAUCUGGCCAAUAAGUACACUUCACUCAUUCCCAUCGAGCCAAUGAUUUGGAAUAUGGUGAGAAACAAGACUGACAUAGACGACAAGCUGAAACGACUGGUCAAAGGAAUGCUAUGUCGAAGUCUCGCAAACUGUAAAUUCGAAAUCGACUAUGUUGAGAAGCACAACAUUAGAAAGGUGCCUAUCCAAAAGACACACGGGUUCGCUCCUAUUGAACGUUGCCACAAAUGUGAUGUGAUUGUGUUUAACUUGCUGCCAACAGACACUAGACCGAACGUCUACUGCUUCCAAUGCUUAAAACCGAACAAUAUUGACGUGGUAUAUCAGAGAUACUCCAUAAAGAAACUCAGUGAUUUCUAUGAUUCCGUCCACCUCUAUUGA